AUCCGUACCGGCACUAAGUCUGCGCCAAGCACGCAAGCGAAUAGCCUCGAUUUUCGACAGUCCACACUCAAUUUCCUGCUGCGGUAGCGUUCAAAGACACAACAACACCGACCGACGGAAAUACCAGCACAAUGACCAAGGUCCAGCAGUCCAUCGCGAGCUCGCGCCGCAAGUCGCGGAAGGCGCACUUCAGCGCUCCCAGCAGCGUUCGCCGUGUCAACAUGUCGGCGCCGCUCAGCAAGGAGCUUCGUGAGAAGCACAACGUGCGAAGCAUCCCCAUCCGCAAAGAUGAUGAAAUCAUGAUCGUGCGCGGAACGCACAAGGGCCGUGAGGGCAAGGUUUCCUCCGUCUACCGUCUCAAGUACACUCUUCACAUCAACGGAGUUGUCCGCGAAAAGACCAACGGCCAAUCCGUCCCCGUUCCCAUUGCCGCCUCGAAAGUCGUCGUAACCAAGCUCAAGCUCGACAAGGACCGUGAGAACAUUCUGGAGAGGAUAAGCCAGGGCCGCGAGCUUGCGAAGAAGAAGUCGGAGGCAUAGAUGGUGU
Periconia digitata is the source of this 546-nucleotide messenger RNA. The record is from the annotation of a GenBank genome assembly. NCBI's taxonomy places the organism in Eukaryota, Fungi, Ascomycota, Dothideomycetes, Pleosporales, Periconiaceae.